AUGUCUAUUCCCAAGCGGGGACCGAGCCGCCACACGCCUCCCACUACGGCCGACUGGCCCCCGGCUCGCCGGCGCCGUGCUCCCCGGCCAGCGGCCCUGAACUCGAGCCGGCGACCGCCGCUGAUGGUGCCGGUAGCGCUCGACGGUCAGAAGGUCGAGAUGGAGCUGGACACCGGGGCGACUCUGUCGGUCUGCUCUGACGCCGGGUUUCGGCAGCUCUGGCCCUGUGGAGGGCCGAAGCUGGAACCGUGUUCGGUGAAGCUGAAGACCUACAGCGUGACUGCGGAGACCCGUGUGCAGCCCAUCCUGGACGAGUUCGCUGACGUCUUCAAGGAGGAGCUGGGCUGCUAUCGAGGCGGGGAAGUCGGCAUCGACGUAGACCCGGACGUCCAGCCUCGUUUCUUCAAGCCUCGCACCGUACCGCUGGCCUUCAGAGUGACACCGAUACCUGCUCCUGAUCCGGUCACGGAGAGCGCCGCUGCAUCUGCACGGCAUGCUCCCGUUCCCGGACAACUGGCCUCCACUCCCGACCGGCUGCCGGCUCCUGAUCGAGCGCCUGCUCCUGGCCGGCCGCCUGUUCCGGCGCCGCCAGGGCUGACCGGAGCGGUGCCCGCGCCGGGUGUGACCACCGUCCCGCCGUCCGCACCCUCUCCCAGCGCGCCGCGGUACCGGCUGAGAGACCGGUCCACCCUGCGGCCCCCAGACCGAUACGUGGCGAGCUAUGAGUAGGCGUUUUGUUUCAGUUGUUAUUUGUUCUGUGAGGUGCAUAUUUAUUUGUUUGUCCAUGCUGUGCAAGUACUCGGGGUGGAGGAGUGUCAUGGAGCUGAGCUGGCGGCCGCCGCGCCGGUGCACGCGUACUUGCGCUCGUGACAUGCGCUCAUGACACUCGUAUGUGAACCGUGGUGGCGUUGCCUCUGUGACCCGGGGGCUACCUGGCCGGCUCGAAUACAGUUU
Amphibalanus amphitrite is the source of this 954-nucleotide messenger RNA. Its product is annotated as translation initiation factor IF-2-like. Lineage: Eukaryota; Metazoa; Arthropoda; Thecostraca; Balanomorpha; Balanidae. Bases 1 to 729 code for a protein of 242 amino acids. The record is from RefSeq and is a predicted model, not a curated record. The transcript is spliced from 4 exons.